This is a messenger RNA of Lachnellula hyalina, 2025 nucleotides long. RefSeq names its product Mediator of RNA polymerase II transcription subunit (gene srb4). Gene Ontology annotation, cellular component: core mediator complex; mediator complex. Gene Ontology annotation, molecular function: transcription coregulator activity. NCBI's taxonomy places the organism in Eukaryota, Fungi, Ascomycota, Leotiomycetes, Helotiales, Lachnaceae. Gene Ontology annotation, biological process: regulation of transcription by RNA polymerase II. The record is from RefSeq and is a predicted model, not a curated record. The coding region runs from base 1 to 2025 and encodes 674 amino acids. The transcript has 3 exons.
AUGGCUUCCAUACCGAACGAAUUCCCUAUAUCUCUAAAAUCAUGGCCCUCUUCCAAUAGCAACGACUCCACUUCCCUACCAAACCUCAUUCAGCGCAUCAACUUCGAACGAGGGGGCUUCCGAGAUAUCAGCGAGGAAAGUUUACACCAGGAAAUUGCCGAAGCAGAGGCAGAGAGUAGCAAUGGCGAAGAAGAUCGCUCGAGUGAGGAGGAAGAGGUGGAUGAGGAGCCUGACCGGAUGAAGGAGCUUAUGACAGCUAGAGAUGAAAUGCUGGUCCAGCUCGAGGCUGCUCAUCAUGGCGCGGCAUUCGCUUUAGACUUCGUCUCCCUCCUGCUUUCGAAAGAUACCCCGGUUCAAGCUGGCUUGUCCAUGACGCCCCAGCUAAGGGAGAUGGUGGGAACAGGCACACUGGGGGCGGAUAAGAUACAAGCUUCCCGAAUUACGGAUACCCAGAAGGAGAACAACAGGCAUGUUGCCAAAGGGUGGAAGAUACAGAACCUCAAUAAGACAGUGGAUACCAUUCUCGAAUCGGCCACGAGGCUAGAAAAAGAAAUGGAGACGGAGACAAAGUACUGGGAGCAAGUUCUUGCUGUCAGUGAAAAUGGAUGGGCUGUGUGCCGAUUGCCAAAUGAGAAGCAAACUUUGGGAGUGAGAUUUGGGUUUUUAGAGGCGGCACCAGCCUUCAGGAACCAAAGUCUAGCAGCUCUACGGAGAAACGCAGAUGGGUCAAUAUCCCUAGAUCAAGGAGUAACGAGCACCGAGCCACAAUGUGUGCGGGUUCGUGUCCAAGUAAACGGCAUAAACACUGGAUCAUCAACAAUUCCAAGACCUGUGCCCGAAGACGGUCCUAUAGAAUCUCUAAUACUCCAAGCACGAAAUACCAUCUUCUCUACCGAGCUUUGGCAAGAGCUCAGCCGCGAAUCAAGAACACUUGGCGCGUUUAAUGUGAGGUAUAAAGGGGACCCUCUCACGUUUCCUCUUGACUCUGAGAGAACUAUAUUGCUUGAUCCGGUCAUUUUGGGCGACUCGGCUCCUUCACCACCCGGCCCUGAUGACUCUACUGCAGAAGGGAUUGCUAUAGCCCUCAACCUCCUAUUAGCUUACUCCCACAGGCAAAACCAUCGUCGAAGGACACAAAUCCCAGCCCCAAUCUCGGCCGCAAAGCGCCCAAACCCACCCUACAACUUGUUACGUUCCUUGAUUACACGGCACCGCCACCAACAAACAAUUACAUCCCUCCACAAUCUCCUCGCCCCUCUCUGCGCGAUGCUGAAAUCUGCAUCGUUAACCCCAACACCAUCGUAUACCAUAAUCCACUCGCCCUCCCAACCACCGCCAUUCGCAAACUUCUCUCUCGCAGAACGCACCAUUUCCUCCCUAACUGAACGUUUAGAAUCCAUAGCGACUCUAAAACUAACACCAGACACAACCCUCACCAUAACCUCCCGCACCUCACAAUUCCCAGUCGCGGGCACAUCAUUCGGUCUCUCCCUUAACCAAGAGUCAGAGCUCAAUGCUACGUGCGUCGCCCCUCCAGCAAUAGCCGACGUGAAAGGCGUAGAAGAUUACGUUUUCUUCGCUACAUCCUGCGCUCUCGCAUCGCUCUUCAUAUCUCCUGAUGUCGAUGACUCCAGCUGGAUACGCACAGCGCAGCCCAACGUUUUGCGGAAGCUUUUCCAAGGAGGCCGAGCCAAACAGCUCGUCUUCAAUGUCUCGCGCAUGAAGACUGGGACGAAGGGGGUGAAGGGGAAUUGUAGCCUUAGUGUGGCGUGGGAAUGGAUGCGGCAUGAUAGUUGGAGUGUGGGGAGCGAGAAUACGAUGAAAUAUAGGGAAGCGAAUGAGUUUGGAGAGAAGAGAGGGGAGCAAGGAAUCUAUGAGUGGAAGCAUGUAGCCGGUUGGGAUGACGGCGAAGGGCAGGUUAUGAAAGGGCUGGAGGGGGUAGUCACGGAUGCGGGGAGAGAAGAGGCUGAUGGGGCGAGGUUGAGGCAGAAAAGUGGCAGGGUGCAGGCUUUCAAGGGCAAUUAA